AUUUUGGACAAUAAGAAGCGGUAAAAGCAUUUCAUCCAUUAACUUCCGGUUUUAGAAGAAUUUAUUUUGAUGUAAGUGACGUUUGUAUGUGCAAGAAAAAAGUGUAGUGUUUCUUAUUGUCAAUAAAAAUAUUUUUAAAUAUUUUUUGGUAAAGUUUGUGUGGAUUUUUAAAAAUGUCUGUCUUGUAUGACGCAAAAAAUAGACGCUGCAUCCAUUAUUGAGUAGUGUGACACAAGGGAAGCCUAUCAUUUUAGAGUUUUGUUUGAGAAAUGGCUUUAUUUUUGACAACAGAUGAUAUCUAAACAAAAAUAAUCUACUUUAUUUAUUAAAAUGGAAUAUAACACGCAGUUGAAAGAAUUUUAAUGGAAUUUGUUGAAAAUUGAAUGUAUUGAUCAUCAAAUAGGUUAUGUUUCCUACUUUUAUAAGUAUUUUAGAUAUACAAUCAUGGUGGGAAGUCCCAAGCAUUGCUCACUUUUGUUCGUUAUUUCGUUCAGCAUUUAACCUAUUGGAUUUUGAUAUCGAGGAUUUAGAGGAAGCCCUUCUAACAGAUGGAACAGAAGAAACAUCUUGGUUGCAAGAACUUAUAGUGAGACUUCUUAGUGGAUGUCUGCCUAGCAAUGAAAUAUCAACAUUUAACUAUCAGAUGUUCUUGAGGCGUCUCUUUCGUCAAAAAUGCCAAGAACAUGAUAGAUACAACCCCUUCAACACUGACAUAGACUUUCAGUUGCUUCCUUUGCGCACCAAAGUUGACAUACUCCAGUGCCUUUGUGAUUUUCGUUUAGAUGCUGAGGACGUGUUGGACCAAUUGAAAAACUUGGAAGCUGAUAGUUUGAGAGUUGUGCCCUUGGGUUAUGACAGUAACGAUUCAGCUUAUUGGUAUUUCUAUGGUACAAGACUUUAUCGUGAAGACUUCAAAACAAAAAACAACAAGAAAAAGUCUAUAUGGCAGGUUAUUUGUUUUACAGAAGAUGACUGGUUUCAGUUGACAAAAAAGUUUAACCAAAGUAAUUCUAAAGCUGAAAAACAGCUGUACCACACGCUUAGUGAAAAUUUUUUACCAGAGUUGCCUAGACUGUUUAAGGAGAAGGAAAGGCUUGCCAGGAAAAGGUUGUUGGAAAAUCAACCAAGAAGAACUUCAAGUAGGUUAAAAAAGGAUAUUGAAUCUGAAGAAAAAUUACCUCAGAAAGAACCUGUUAACGAGGAAGUGGAGAAACUUAAAAAGGAAAAGGAGAAAAAGGAACUUGAGAGAAAACGCCGAGAGGAGGCAUAUGAAAGAAGAGCAAAACUCAAACAACAGAGUGAAGAUAGCCAGAGUGAAUUGUCAGAAAGUCGGUAUGAAAUGGCUGGAAACAAAUCUAAAAAAUCCAAGCCUAGAACAAGAAAAAACUCUUCUUGUUCAAAUAGUGACAAAGACACGUCGCCAGCGAAAACUUCAAAAAGAAACAAAAAAGGCGUAAAAGAAGAUGAUGAAAUGCCGGCAAAAACAGCAGCAAAACCUACAACUGUAGGACGUCAGACAAACAAUUCACUAUCGGCCGCUACAGGGCAAAUUGUCAUACAGUCCAAUGUUCCAACUACAACAAACAAGAAAAAGUUAAAAACGUCACAAGUUUUCCGUCAAACCGAUGAAGAUCUUCAAACAGGCAUGCAUAAAAUCUUGGAUUUUGUUAAAAAUCACGACGAUGCUUGGCCUUUUGCCGACCCGGUUGAGGAAGAAUACGCUCCCAACUAUUACUCAAUUAUAAGAAAACCCAUGGACCUCCAAAAAAUGGAAGAAAGGUUAGACUCUGGAUUCUACAAGUCUUAUUCGAAGUUUAAAGCGGAUUUUCAACUAAUUGUUAACAACUGUAGACUGUACAAUGGUGCUGAAAAUGAAUAUACUGGUAUGGUAGAUAACUUGUUAAAAGUUUUUGAAUCUGCCACAGACAAAUAUUUGGACCAAAUAUCCUCAUCAGAUGAAGAAAUAGCUGUUGAGUAUUUUGAUACAGAAUCGGAUUCCAAGGGUUCUAAGAAGAAAAAAGUGGAUAGUGAAAGUGAAGUGGUAAAGAAAUCUAAAAGAAAACCGAUGCUUGCGGCGCAAACAAAUAAGAAAAAAGAAAGAUCUUUAUCUGAAGAUUCAAUGUUAAGCAGAAGUUCAUCUUUUGAGACGUUGCAUGAUGUAAUUCCGUUAAAAACCAAAAAAUCCGAAGAAAAGGAAAGCAAGAAAACCACCAAGAAUAGCAAAUCAAAGAAAAACAACUCCGCGCCCAAAAAAGUUGAAAAAGAAAACAAGAAACGAGCGCGGUCGGUUUCCGUGAGUUCAAUGAGUGACAAAGUUGAUCCCUAUGUAUCUUUCGAUGACGACGAAGAAGAUGAGUUUAAACCAACAAAAACAAAAAAGACUCAGGAUAAAAAUAAAAAGCACGGAAAAAAAGGCAGUAAAAAAGAUAAAAACGAAAGCAAGAAAGAUAAAAAUGAGAGCAAGAAAGAUAAAAACGAGAGCAAGAAAGAUAAAACCGAGAGCAAGAAAGACAAAAACGAAAGCAAAAAAGAAAAAAGCGAAAGCAAAAAAUUGUCAAAAGAACCCAAAGAAAAACAUUCGAAAGACAAAGACAGCAGUAGUCCUGUAAAGGAGACUGAAUCUAAGAGCAAAACAAAACACAAAAAUGUUAAAGAAGCUAAACCAGAGAAAAAGACCAAGAAGGAAACCAAAGAAACAGAGAAAAAGUUAAAAGUUUCAAAGAAAAAGGAGGAAAAGGAAAAAAGCAAGAAAGAGAAAAAAGGAAGUCCAAUAAGGAGAAGAAGUUUGAGUAGGAGUCUACCUAGAAGUAAUACCAGCAGUCCGCCUCCUUCAUGGCCACCAUCAAGCCCAGAAAGUCCAGUUUCAAAUGAAAUUUCCCCAAAGAAAUCUCAAAAAAGAAGACGCUCUGAAGAUAUGAACGACAAUAAAGAUAAUUCUAAAUUAAAAAAACAAAAACAAUUUAAACAUCUUUUUGAAGAAGAAAAACCGGUAAAACAUGUGGAUAAAAAACUUAAAAAAGAACAUUCAUCAUGUUUGCCAGUACCCCUUUCGCCAAAACCAAAAGACAAACACAACAAACUGCGGGAAACCAUAGAAAAGCUUAAAGCCAAAAGUGAAAUCUCAAAUAAAAUUAAAACCAGCGAGUACGAUUUUAUUGAUGAACUUCCUAAAGAAGCCAAGGAGAAACCUAAAGAUGACAAAUCAAAACCAAAAGUAAAGGAAAAAUCGAAACCCUGCAAAAAAGAUUUGGAUUUGGAUGACGGAAAUAGCACAAUGGAUAGCUCAGUUUCAGAAAGUAAAAAACCAUUAAAAAAGAAGUCGACAAUUCCUCUACCACCAACGGUAAGCAGUAAUACCAAUGAGUCCAAAAACAUUGAAAUUGAGGCUUUAACAUUGGCCACAGAGCAAACUUUAAAGGACAUAAACAAGUGGUUAGAUGACACGCCCAAGUUUUCAGAAUUUAGUUCUGCAAGUAAUUCUCCAUCUUACACGGGCCUAGACGACUUUGACACUUUAACCACUAAAAUUGAGGAUCCUAAUAAGAGAAAAAUAGACAAACCCCCAGGUGUUGUUAAAAAAGAUGGGAUAUCCAAGGAUGGAAAGAAAAAACCUUUUAGAGAUCCUACUAAAUUAUUCAAUAAAAGAAGAGAAAUACAAAGAACUAUUGAGAGGCUUCAGCCAGGUAAAAGUAAGGGAAAUUUGAUAUCAAAUGCUCCUAAGGUUGAUGAACUGUUUCCAUUGGGUCCUCUCUCAAAAAUUAAAGAUACUAAGAACUCCCUAAUUGUUAAAACGAACACCAAUGCACCCAAACUCAGUCUUGGUUCAGUUCUCGACAGUUUUGGCAAGCAUAAAUUCGUGGAUGACCAAAAGAAAGAAGAAGAAAAGGUAGAAGUAAAAGAGGUUGAAACCACCCCUCCUGUAUUACAAGAUUCCAAUACUAUAGAAGAAAAGGAGAAAAAGGAGGUAAAAAAGCCUAUUGAACCAGUCAAAGAAGAGGUGAUAAACCAAGAUGAUGGCGGCGGGGGGGCUACUCCAAAUCUUAGUGCUUGGUUUAAGGCGUUUGGUGCACCAAAAAUGGCGCCACCACCGCUUAACAAAAAAUGCGAGAUUAAACCUGAUGGUAAAGAGAAUGAAGAAAAGCCGCCGCAAAAAGUGCCCAUUCCGGACCCGUCUCCCAGUUUGGAUAGCCCGGUGCAAGGCGGAAGUUCGAUACCUAGACAAAGGAGAAUCAGCACUGGUAGUAGUAUGAGCGAAAGAUCGUCCUUUAGCCAAGACAUGGACUCUCCCAGAGUUGGUAUUGAUGAAAGGCUAGCAUAUCCUGCGCCUUAUCCCUCCCCAAUGCAUAGAUCACCUUCAGGUCAAUCACCAAUAAUGGCCUCCCCCAGACCGGACGUGUCGCCGAAAUCGGCCGCGUAUCCUCCGUUUAAUGGUCAAAUGCGCGUCGGAUUUUACCAGGACACCGUCUCGACCAAGAGCAGCCCGGACAAAUCGUGCAGUCCCCGAGACAACCCCCAAAGUCCUUAUCCCCAGUAUUCGGAGCACGUGUACUCGCCGAACACCACCCAAAACGCGAGCUACUCCUACGCUAAUUCGCCUUACUACACGCAUCCACCCAACUACUCUAGUACAAACCCCACACCGCCAUACAACACCGAGGCCAGCUCGGCAUCAUACUAUGACACGAGUAAGUCCCUAACGGACCAGUACCAGGCGAAAACAGUACCCAAUUACAGCGCCAACUCGCCCGCGAGCAACAUUUCAUCGCCUGCUUCUCACCCACAACAUUCCCCCAGUCUGCAUUCUCCAAGCGUGCCCUCUCCCAGCGUUCACUCUCCGCACAGUCUGCACAUCGCAAACGUUCAGUCGCCUAGUAUGCAAUCUCAAAACGUGCAAUCGCCCAUCGAUAACACGAACUACCAGCCCGAAGAACCGGUAAAAAUGCCUGAGAAACCCAUGCCGCCGGUUCAAACGCCGGUAUUCCCUGUCAAGAAACGAGCGUACGCAGAAGCUGAACAACAACAACAUAUUUUAAGAUAUCCACAGCAGAGUCAGGAGGAAAUUAUCAACAGGAAUAUUCAGAUGGGCGAGCAGUUAAAUUUAGGAGCCAAUAGUUCAAUGGAUGUUCAAAAAACACAAAUACAACAGGAAAAUGAUCUAUCCAAUAAACAACCACUUGACCUCUAUAAACAAGUCUCUCAACAACAACAGCAGCAGCAGCAGCAGCAGCAACAACAACAACCUGCACCGAUCCAGCAAGCACAAAAACCCAUCCAAACGCAACCGGAGCUUCGAAAUUACCCGAACCCGACUGCCGCCACGAAUCCGUACUACUCUGGCGAGGGCAGCUAUCCACUGAACAUACCUUCGGGCCGAAGCCUGGGCGUCGCUCAGCAGGAGCUGGAGAGAAAGAUCGAUCUGUCCAAUUACACGAACAUGGGCUAUUCCGGUCCGGACGUGAACUUCAGCAGAAACAUUCAGCAGCAGUACGCCCGGCCUCCGGAGUAUACGAGGAGCGCGCUCGGCGUGGGACUGGCCGGAACUGCGCAACAGACAGCCGAGCAGAUUCAAACGUCCCAAGCCAACGAAAUGUUGCGCUACACAAAUCCCAAUGUGCUAACACAGGGUUAUAAGAGUCACGAAACCAGCGCACCGGAAGCUCACACCAAUUACCCCAACUCUCAGUCGCUACAGACGCAGAGGGUGAACGAAUCUGUGGCCGCUUCUCGACUGGCGCCGCCCCAGGAAGCGCCGUCAAACGCCUACAAGUCGGCGGAAGUGACAAUACCAAAACCGACGUACAACGCGCCAUCUAUUGGCGGCAAUAUCGCCAACCUGUCGCAUAUUGUUGACAGGUACAGUAACGACGACAGGAUGCUCAGUGGAUUGCAGUCGUCGACGGGACCAUAUUACUCGGAUAAAGGUUUAAGUCAGUCACACAUGUUUAACAAACCCAUCUCCUCGAACAAUUCGGCGUUGCCGAUGUUCAGCCAAGCGAACAUAUCGUCGAUGCAGUCGCAGUACCAGAACAUGCAGGCGACGUCGGCCGCGUCGAUGUUCAAUCGGCAAAUCAACGAGCUGCAAAACCAGUCGAUGAUCAACUCUGCCGUUGACGUGAAAGCGCAACAAGCGGCCGAAGCAAGAGCCAGCGCCCCUGCUUCGCAAGCCAAAAAGACCAAGAAGCCGAAAUACCGAAAAACCGCAACUCCCACGUUGGCGGAGCAACCGCAGGUGGCUGCAAACCAGGGCUUCCAAUCGUAUGCCGGCCUGAAGAGUCAGGGUGCAUCAUCGAUCGAGCCGGGCGCGAUAUCCUUGAAAACAUCGAGCGUGGUGCCGGGCAGCGCGUUUAACUUCGGCUCGGCUGCGGCGGCUGCUGGCCUCGGCAUCGCUCCCAGUCUCUACGGCGACAAGGACGCCUACCCGAACUUCCUCGACGAUUUCGGCCGAUCGUCGUCGAACUACUACAUGGCGGCGGCGGCCGCAGCUCAUCACCGAACAACGCCCGAGAGCAACGACAAACAGACCAGGGCACAUCACUCGUCGUCAACGGCUCAAGGAGGUGCUUAUCCAUUCCUGGGUGCUCCGCAAGUGCGGCCCGGCUACCCGCCGAUCGGCGGACCGUUCAUAGCGCCCGGAGCACAGGCGCAGCUGAUGGACACCAGCUCGCCCAUCUAUCAGCACUAUCUGCAGGCUGGCGUGCUAAACCACCAGGCCAUGCUCGGCCCGCCGGGCGCGUACCCGCCGCCCGGCUACCACCCCGCGCUCAGCAUGCGCCAACAGUACGACUCGAUGACGCGACCGUCGUGGUUGUAGUCGAGUUUUUCGCUUUCUAAACGGGCCGAGGUGUACAGAAUUUGAAGGUAACCAUUUUUAUUUUGUCUGUAGGGUUGUUUUAUUAUUUUGUAUACGGGUUUAAGGGAACACCAUUGUGAAGAGUCGUGAACAUAUUUUUUUAAUAAAAGGGUUGGCACAGAAAUCCCUCCCUGUAAAGUAUAUUCUUGUUAUUUUUUUCUCCAAUAAAAAAAAGUGUACACAAUUUUUAUGGAAAGUAUUAAAAACAAAAAAAAUCAUAUUCUAUUAAGUAAAUACUAAACUGACAAUAAAAUUUAGCAUAGAAACAUGUUCGUUCUAUAUCAACAAAAAAAUCUCUUCUAAUAUUUC
Molecule: messenger RNA, 7159 nt
Organism: Brassicogethes aeneus
Lineage: Eukaryota; Metazoa; Arthropoda; Insecta; Coleoptera; Nitidulidae
Source: the annotation of a GenBank genome assembly